Molecule: messenger RNA, 1852 nt
Organism: Beta vulgaris subsp. vulgaris (sugar beet)
Lineage: Eukaryota; Viridiplantae; Streptophyta; Magnoliopsida; Caryophyllales; Amaranthaceae
Exons: 3
Coding region: 234-875 (213 amino acids)
Source: RefSeq, a predicted model, not a curated record
UACGUAUUGGCUUUACAAAGCUCUACCAGAGAUACCAGGUUUGUACAUAGAAAUAUUCCCAUAUUCAGUGUCAUUAUUGAUCAAGAAAAUGGUGGUCUUUUCUCUUUUGUUUUACAAUUGGCACAAGUCCGGAGCGCCUUUCAGGUUUACUUGGAAUAAAGUAGUUUUUAUACUUGAAAUCGUGAAGUUCCUUUUGCUAUGGAUUUCACCCGGUGUUCUUUAACAUUUCUGGAAUGCGUGUUCCUAUUUAUGCUGCAUAUGAUGAUGUACGACUUGCUUAUGAGUUUUUUUUUUCUAAAGCUCCUCUUAAGCGGACAAGUAGCUGGUCUGUUGAUGAAAAGUUACUCAUCCAAUCACUAUAUAAGGUUAUGACCUCUAUAUGUAAAGCAUAUCCUAUCAUUUUAUACUUGAGAGACGUGGACAUGAUCUUGUUCAGAUCUCAAAAGCUAUAUAGAUUGUUCCAGAAAAUGUUGCAGAGAUUUUCAGGACCAGUACUCAUAUUAGGUUCACGUAUAACACAUCAAGACAGCAAUGAUGGUUCACUGUGUUUUUUUAUUUGUUCAAUGUAUCCGUCUUAUCUGAUUGUUCUAACCAACUCUCUUUGGCUGUUGAACUGUUUGUCACAUGGACUGAGCGUGUUUCAGGAACGUAAGUCAGCUGGUAAGGAUACAAUGAAGUUGGAGUCACGUGCUGAACCUUCAAAGGGAACUCGUGCUGAUAUUAAGCCAGAAAGUAAAGCUGCUGGUCCAGAAAAGAAAAGUGGAGAAGCAGCUGCAGUACUGACAUCCAAGGAUAUGGGUAAUGAAGCUGCAGGUCCAAAAGACCCUGUAAGUACUUUUUGUACUCUUUUUUUUAUGCUUUUGCUGAUUGACUAGUGAGUAGUGACUAUUUGUGCUGUUGUCUUGUGAUUUUUCUUUGUUUGAUAUCCAUAUUUCCUAAAGGUUCAAUGUAAAACAUAUUAUAAGUUUGUUUUCGUACUAUGUUCGUGCUCUGAGCCUCUGCUGCCCAAUUAAAUGUCAAAUUUUGAUGUUAUGCUACUCACUAGUGCAUUGUUCUAAAUUUCUGAUUGAGAAUUAUUCUUCCUCUUGAUUUUCAUCUGACUCUUUAGAAUUUAAAGGUCAUAUUGAUAUGCUUGAAUCAAAAUGGUUUGAGGAUGAGAUUUGGAUUGGUAGCUCGGUUGAUUAUGUCAUGGUGUCGUGAAAUUUGUUAUUUAAGUUUUGCAAUUUGAUGGGUGUUGCUUAAUUCAUGCCUUCAUGGUUGCAUUCAUUGUUGAGCAAGUUAAAUCUAGUAAAUACUAAAAAUUGGUGUCGAGUUCUGAUCCUUGUGUAUGUACUAUGUAGUUUUGCAAACUUAAUGAUUUAGCCUUUUGGAUUAUGUGACAGUUUGAGUGAGGAGAGCAGGGGUUUGAGAUGGAACUUGUUAGUCAACAUGCUUAUACAGAAAUGAAAAUAUUGAUGGAUGCAUAAUACUAUAUAUCUUCAAUAAUUUCAUCCACUAUGAUCCAAGCAUUUGCCUGGUUUAACUGAUAUGCUUUUCGACAUUUUAGUUAUCCAUUUAAUUUUUGUUAAUAAUUGUUUUUUUUUUCUCGUUAAUUUCAUUAAUUUCUUUGUUUUUUUUGAUUUGCAAGGUUAUGAGAUUUGCGUUCGAGGUGCAGAUUUGAAGUGGGUUUCGAUCCAUAUACCAGAUUUUUAAAGUCCGUUUUGGUUCCAAAUUUUUGUUGUGGAGUUUAAAGUGUACGUGUAAUUAUAUGAGAUUUGUAUUAGAUUUUGUUCUAAGUAUACUAGAAUUUAGUUGUAGAAUUAUUUUUUCACUUCUAAUUACAUUUAUUAUCAAUAAUAAUUGAAUUGAUUAA